Molecule: messenger RNA, 405 nt
Organism: Lathyrus sativus (Indian pea)
Lineage: Eukaryota; Viridiplantae; Streptophyta; Magnoliopsida; Fabales; Fabaceae
Source: the annotation of a GenBank genome assembly
AUGGCAGGAAAAGGAGGGAAAGGACUUGUUGCGGCGAAAACUACCGCCGCUAACAAGGAUAAAGACAAGAAGAAACCUACUUCCCGCUCAUCUCGUGCCGGAAUCCAGUUUCCUGUGGGUAGGAUCCACAGACAGCUGAAACAACGAGUCCAAGCCAAUGGACGUGUUGGAGCAACAGCGGCUGUUUACUUAGCAUCCAUUCUGGAGUAUUUGACAGCAGAAGUUCUUGAACUUGCUGGAAAUGCAAGCAAAGAUCUGAAAGUGAAGAGGAUAACACCGCGACAUUUGCAGCUUGCAAUCAGGGGAGAUGAGGAACUUGAUACCCUUAUUAAAGGGACAAUUGCUGGUGGUGGUGUCAUUCCUCACAUUCACAAGUCAUUGAUCAACAAAACUGCCAAGGAAUGA